This is a messenger RNA of Coccomyxa subellipsoidea C-169, 1896 nucleotides long. RefSeq lists its product as hypothetical. Gene Ontology annotation, biological process: flower development. The record is from RefSeq and is a predicted model, not a curated record. Lineage: Eukaryota; Viridiplantae; Chlorophyta; Trebouxiophyceae; Coccomyxaceae. Gene Ontology annotation, molecular function: single-stranded DNA binding. Bases 1 to 1737 code for a protein of 578 amino acids. The transcript has 12 exons.
AUGUCCCUGCGCAAGCUGGUGCAGAGGGAACGCAUGCUUGCAGUGCCACGCCUGGAAAAGCUCCUCCCCUUCAAAGCGGACCUUGUGGAGCUUCUUACGCGCCUGCCCCUGCACCUCAUGGCCUGCAUCCUGGCACAGGAGCCCCGAGAGAAUGGUGAUUGGGUGAGGUCUGUCACAACGUACCGGCUCACACCCGUCAGCUGGCAUGGUCAUGUGGUGAAGGGCCUGCGGCUGCUGAUAGCGUUGUGCGCUCUGUCAGGAGCGCUGUCGCCUUUGGCCGGACUUGUGGCGGGUGCAGACUUCCAACAGAGGCUCCUGGAUGUAGUAGUGCUUGUGCUGCUGAGCGCAGCAGGGCCAGAUGUGGCAGACAACCUUGCAUCAGCAGCGGACUUCAGCAGAACAGAGGAAGCCUUGGAUCGUGCAGCCACUGUGCCAACAGCCCUACGCGCUCUCACCAUUGGUCUCCUUCCUGCCAGCGUAACCAUCCACAUGCAGCAGAGGCAUUGGCACAGUCUCUGCAACAACCUGUUGGUGCAUCCGCGCUCAGUGAUCUUCAUUGACGCUGUCUUCGACGCCGUCCGAACCAUCUAUCGCAUGGUCAGAGUGGCAAUGGAGAAGGGCAGCAAUGAUCUUCCUGGCCUGGCGUUCCAGGCAGGUCUGUCAAUGGAAUGGCUGACAGAACUGUGUUGCACACCCCUGUUCUACCACAGGGUAGCGCAGCAUGACCCCAGCCUGGCAGGUCCACUGCGGCUCGUGGCAGCCGGGCUUGAUCUGCACCGUCCGCCCUUCACGGUGCCCCCCUAUGCUGCAAGCCCCGAUGGCAACCCCAACUGGCUCGAGCAGGCACACUCCACAGCUGAUGGUGAAGGGACCAUAGAGCUCCUGGUGGCCAGGAGCCUGGCUUUGAUGACCUCGCUGACAGAGUAUGAAAAGGCCUCAUUCCUGGACCAGACCAUCGCCCACGAUGACACCCGAGAGCUGGCCAUUGAGGUGGCUGCACAGGCGAGCCAGCUGGCAGGGCUGGUGAUGCAGCGGCCCCUGAGCAGGCGGUGGCCUGUACGGUCGCCUGGUGAGGGGCAGCUGGCGGUGAACGUGCUGCAGGUGCUGGAGGUGCUGGCAGACGACAGCAACUUCCGCCGCAUGGCUAUGCGCUGCGUCGCCGGCCCUGCCGCCGCCAUGCUCACCAUGCCACCCGCUGACUUCGAGUCCGCCUGGUGCGCAGGCGAGGAGGCGAGGACGCUGCACCGCUCGGACUUCAGCAUCGACGGGCGCGCCAUCAUGGUGGGGCCCAUGGCGCCACAGCACAUCAAGCGCCUGGAGUCGCUCGCCAGCCUCCUCAAACGCGACGACCUCGCCAGCCUUGCACCUGCCACCCGCGCCAAGGUGGCCCACAUGGAGCUGGAGGCUGCACUGCGGGCCCUGUCGGUGUUUGAGAUCCUGGGCAACCUGCACUGCUACAACGAAGACACAUGCACCGCCGACAUGCGCGAGCUGUUCGCACGCAUGCUCUGUGCUGAGCUGCGCAGCUGCUCCCUGUCUGCAGCAGGCACAAGACCGGAGAGUGCGCGGGCAGCCAUGGAACUUUGCAUUACAAACCUGAAUCGACUUCACAUCUAUGCACUCGGAGUUGCUGAAGAUGCAGACAGCAGAGAGAUGGAUGUUGUGUCGGCUGACGAUAUUGAAUUGCUACAAAGUCUCAUUGAUGCCUUGGAAAACAUGAAGGAACCUGACACUUGAACUUGCAAUUGAACAUCUUCUGUGUGAUGCCAAACCCGCAGCAGAAGCUUGGGCGCACUGAAUUUGCUGAUGUCAACAUGAGGAAUUAUUUUACCAAUCUCAAAAUGUGGCUCACAGUCUUUGCUCUUCUGGACAUGUACACAUUUAAUACACUGAUGG